CACCGCCAAGCUUGGGUGCAGAGUUCGGCACUCAGGAAGUAACGCGAGGGCCCUAGCAGUUCGAGCUGUCCCUGUCAAAUAUAACUAAUUCUCUCUAUUGAGAUUUUAUUGUUUGCUAAUUUUCCUCAGAGUUUUUCUGUUUAGGAUAUUUCUACUUGGGGCUCCGGAUUGUACUACAGGUUGGAUAGAGAUUGCUCUCAUGUCCUGCAGCAGAUGGUUAAUAAAGUCCCAUCGACUUGACUUUGAGGAGAAGCUACAUGCCACUAUUUUAAUUCAGACGUGCUUCUGUAGGGAUUUCCAGGAGGAUUGAAAACUGGUGACUAGUGGAAGGAGCUCAUUGCUAUCUCCUAUAUGAUGGCCAACGCAGUUGGCACUGCAUCUCUGUGUGGUGAUUUAAAGGCUUUUCUGAGUAACCAGAACUUAACAAAAGGCAACAUUUCUCUUGUAGCAUCACCCAACUAUAGCCCUGUCACCAAGAUCACUUUAGGAGCAGUGAACUCUAAUGUUGGAGCCCCGAUGAUUAUAAGCACCCCUCAGAGGGUGACUCACCCAGGAAGUAUCCUGAUCGGCAGCCCUUUCACGCCACACACUACACCUGCUGCCAUGGUUACACAAACAUGCCCUCCAGAGGGCAACGAAUGGACCCCAGGGAACAAGAAACGAACACAUGACUUUAUAGACUCUUAUUACUCAGACAGGGAUGGACUGUGCUCCAGUGACUCCUCAUCAAGUAAGAGAAUGAAGAAAGUUGAUAAGAAAGGAAAGGGGCUCAGGCAUUUCUCCAUGAAGGUGUGUGAGAAGGUGCAGAUGAAGGGCACUACAUCCUACAACGAGGUGGCUGAUGAACUAGUGGCAGAGUUCACUCACGCCAGCAACCUCGCAUCUACAGAUUGUCAGCAGGCGUACGAUCAGAAAAACAUCCGCAGGCGGGUGUAUGAUGCACUGAAUGUGUUGAUGGCCAUGAACAUAAUCUCCAAAGAGAAGAAGGAGAUUCGGUGGAUUGGCCUUCCCACUAACUCAGCACAGGAAUGUCGCAACCUGGAGUUGGAGAAGCAGAAGCGGCUAGAAAGAAUUCGGCAGAAAAGAAGCCAGCUAGAGGAGCUAAUUCUACAGCAGAUAGCCUUUAAGAACCUGGUGAAGAGGAAUCAGGCUAAUGAAGCGGCUUCAAAAUCCCGACCUCCGCCCGGCUCGGUCAUUCAGCUGCCUUUUAUCAUUCUCAAUACGGACGUGCACACGGUCAUCGAUUGCUCCAUCUCCAGUGACAAAUGUGAAUACCUCUUUAACUUUGACAACAUGUUCGAGAUCCAUGAUGACAUUGAGAUUCUGAAGCGUAUGGGGAUGUCUCUGGGGCUGGAGAACGGUACAUGCACCGCAGAGAACCUCAUUGUGGCCAAGUCACUUGUGCCCAAAUCACUAGAGUGUUAUGUCACAGGCAUGGCCAAGAAAUCGAUCAGAACCACUCCCAACUAUACAAGUCACAGCAGCACUGCUCCCUCAUACACCUCCGAAUCUCGGGGCCAGACACCCAGCUCUUUCAACGAGGAGGAGGAUGAUGACGAUGAUGACGAUGACGAUGAUGACGACGAUGAGCCAUCUUCUCCAGAAUGAACUCGGAAAUCAGUGUGCUGACGCCUCGUGCUUCCCAGAGACUGGGCCUCUGUUCUGCUGUUUGACUUUCUGCCAAAUCCACAGGUGGAAUGAGACACCGGGAAUAAGCUUCCACUUCCUAGUGAUGUGAUAUUCCAAACUCUCCAUCUGUUUAGCCCACUGUAUAUCGAUCUCUGUUUUUCAUUGAUCUAUCUAUCUUGUGCGAAAGGGCGUCCACACACAUGCAGACACAAUACUGGUUAUGUAUCUGAGGAGGAUUGAUCAGUUGUGUCCUAAUGGUGCUUUUUCUCCUUGAAUACCUCAGGUCAAGCAUGAGGAGGAAGUAAGUGCUGGCAGGAAUUUCACAUCAACAGUUUUCAGUUGGUCUUCAUACUGCCUCAAAACCACCUUUUCACUCAGUACUCAGUCUCAUUGUAUUUAUUACUGUCCUGUUCCGUUAUCAGUGAAAUCUCUUGUGUUUAGACAACAGCUAAUGCUUUAUUGUUUUGUUUUUUGUUUGCACCUCCCCCAUAUGUGCUGUUAAGAAAUCGAUAGCUUCAGUAGCUAAUCGAUAACUGUUUCCAUGUUGUGUGGAAGUAUAAAAAAAUUGUUUGUUUUCUUAAGAUUCUUCACAGUUUUGUUGUGCAUCGCCUAGUUUAUUCAUGUCUUGCCAUUUACUGCAAUAGAAUGAAAUGGGGACAAAAAUGAAAUUACCAUAAUGAGAUUAGGUGCAUAUGCCCUGAAGAGACGCAUGCUAGGGAGUGAAGUGUUUUUCUAAGUGUGAUGUGUAGAGUAGCAUCUCCUGCUAAUGUCUGUUUUUUUGCUAGAAAUUUAUAGCAGAUACGAAAAGGACGAAACCAGGGAUAUCUCCGUCUUUGUCCUACUCAAGUCAGCAUUUUAAACCUAGAAACCUAUUUGAAAACCCAAAAGAGUAAUAUUAUUAUUAUUACUUGUAUUUUUCUCUGAUGAUUCCUACUUUGGUUUGGAAAUGUAACUCUGUAUGUAUAUGUAUACAUAAACUUAUAAUUUUGGUUA
Tachysurus fulvidraco (yellow catfish) is the source of this 2622-nucleotide messenger RNA. It is a transcript of the gene tfdp2, whose product is annotated as transcription factor Dp-2. The coding region runs from base 352 to 1608 and encodes 418 amino acids. Lineage: Eukaryota; Metazoa; Chordata; Actinopteri; Siluriformes; Bagridae. Gene Ontology annotation, biological process: regulation of cell cycle; regulation of transcription by RNA polymerase II. The transcript is spliced from 15 exons. Gene Ontology annotation, cellular component: transcription regulator complex; nucleus. Gene Ontology annotation, molecular function: DNA-binding transcription factor activity, RNA polymerase II-specific; RNA polymerase II transcription regulatory region sequence-specific DNA binding. The record is from RefSeq and is a predicted model, not a curated record.